Pieris macdunnoughi is the source of this 1731-nucleotide messenger RNA. The record is from the annotation of a GenBank genome assembly. NCBI's taxonomy places the organism in Eukaryota, Metazoa, Arthropoda, Insecta, Lepidoptera, Pieridae.
AUGGAGGAUUUGAAGGACGGAAUGUGUCGGUGUUGUGCCUCCGAGGGCACUUAUAAAGACUUCACAGCUUCAUAUCAAUGGAUGGGUGCCGAAGAAGUAUAUAGCGACAUGUUAAAAGACUGCUUCGAUAUCACUCUCUCAACGUCACUGGAGAACAAUGGUGGUAUUUGCGAGGUCUGCAUCACACAAUUACGUAAUGCAUUUAAUUUUAAAAAACAGGUACAAAAUACUGAAGAACAAUUUAAGAGGAUGCAAGAUAAGUUUUUAAAAGAAGAUAUAGUUAAAAUAGAAUUGAACAACGAUCCAAUGGAAAACUCUGAUGGUGGUGAUAAUAUUGAUGAUGAUUUCUCUAGUCCUGAAUACGACGUACCAAUCCAGUCAAUUAAAAUUGAGAAGAUGGAGUCGAAAACGAAGAAGCGACCAGCGAGGGCCUCCACGUCGAAGGCGAAAAAGCCUAAAGUGGAAGUUGGCGAGCCGUCGAAUAAACGAACAGAAGACGACGCCCCCAAACGCAGAAAGCGGAAAGUGAAAUCUGAUCAUAGCGCCACCCCAGAGCGCAUUGAACAUAGAGUUAACCUGACAACGAUACUACAAUACUCCAACGCAAGCCCGUUUAGGGAUAAAACUAUGCGCGGUUUCUCUUGUCUGUACUGCGCUAAAUAUUUCCAAACAAUUGACGAGUUACGCAAACACACAGCGCUACAAAUCGAAAAGAAUAAAAUCAAUAAAAUGCUCGAUUAUAAACUUAGCUACAAUCCCAUAAAAGUCGAUAUCACAGACCUCGAAUGUAGCAUUUGCCAACGCUCCAUGAAAGACUUGAACGAAUUGAAAGAUCAUUUAACAAGCGAACAUAAUAAAACAAUACAUAGAAAUAUAAAAGAUAUCAUUCUACCAUUUCGAUUAGAGAACGGACAAAAUUUUGCUUGCGUUCUAUGUUCGGUUGUUCAUAUUUCGUUUAAAAAUUUGUAUCAUCAUAUGAGCAGUCAUUAUAGGAAUUACUGUUGUUCGAAAUGCGGCGUUGGUUAUAUAACAAUUGCGGCGUUGCGUAAACACGACAAGACCCACUUUCAGGGCAACUUUGCUUGCGACUUCUGCGAUAAAACGUAUACGUCGUUGACGAAAAAACGCAACCACGAAAAAGGCGUACACACUGGCGGAUGGCUGCGCAACAAAUGCCCGCACUGUCCGGAAAUUUUUGUUAGCUACUAUGAUCGAAGCGAACAUUUGGUCAAAGCACACAAUCAGGCGCCACUAAUAUUCCCAUGUAAUGCCUGCAAUAAAACGUAUAAGAAGAAAUUUGAACUAAACAGACAUAUACGACACCACCAUCUCCAACAGAAGAGCUUUCUGUGCGAUAAGUGUAAUGCGAAGUUCUUCUCGAAGCGUGGUCUAGUAGACCACAUGACAAGGCAUACGGGUUCGGAGGUGUGUUCGUGUGAUCUAUGUGGAAAGACGUUUUCGCGACUCCGCACUCUGAAGGACCAUUUGAAAAUUCAUGAGGACGAUAAGAGAUAUCAGUGCGAGGUCUGCAAGAAGACGUUUAUGCAGAAGUGCAGCCUGAAAAGUCAUAUUAAACUGCACCAGGAUGACUUGGAUAUAUUUAAAGAGUUUGAUGAUGUCAAACAUUUGAUUGAUAAUAGGGAGAUGACGUUGAAGGAAAUUGCGGCUGAGAGUAAGAGGAAGGCUGAGGAGGAGAAGAAUUGGUUUGGCAAGAAUGAUGCGGACAGCUGA